AUGUAUGGGAGGAGGGCAGAAAAUUGUGCAAAAAAUCGACGAUUCGAUGAUGCUAUCGACUGCCAUCGGAAGGCCGUUUCACACUUUAACGAAGCGCUCAAGCUGCAAACUAACGCAAUUGUACAGGAUUCGCUUCAGCUGCAGCGAAAGUAUCACCUGAAGCAGGUCGAUUGGUUGCUGGUAAGGAAGCAGCAGUACGACCGUUACCUCCGGGCCCUCGAUUACCAGCGUCGCAAGAAUCCUGAAUUUCUGGUUCAACAGAUCGAAAAAAUGGACAAGUACAACGAGCUGCAGGUAGCAAUCUAUCAUAAUCUGGACGAUACGGACGGGUUACUGGAAACGUUAAGCAGAAACAUUACCACCAACAAUCCGGCGCUGGGUAUUUCAGCGAAUGCUGCUGCUGCUGGUGGUGGUGGAGGUACAAAAACCGUAAACGAGCUAAUUGCGCUCAACCACUCGCUUCACAUCCUGAUCCAGCGGAUGUCACAGAAUGUGGAUGAGUAUGCGACGGAAAAUGAGGAACUGCGGGAAAAGUUGCGCUAUUACGAGCGGGAAGCGAAGGAAACGGGCAGUGCCGAUGGUGCAAAGGGUGCCGAUGCUGACCCGUCGACAAACACGGGCAAGGUGCGUGGACACGGUGGUACGCAGCAGCACACGGGAGGUACGCUAAUGCACGACAAUCUGUCCACGCUGGCACCGCUCGAAAUGCCCGUGUUUGAUUUGUCCGAUUUUGAUAAUCAUUGA
This is a messenger RNA of Anopheles maculipalpis, 744 nucleotides long. RefSeq names its product nuclear receptor-binding factor 2-like. The transcript has a single exon. The coding region runs from base 1 to 744 and encodes 247 amino acids. The record is from RefSeq and is a predicted model, not a curated record. Gene Ontology annotation, biological process: autophagy. NCBI's taxonomy places the organism in Eukaryota, Metazoa, Arthropoda, Insecta, Diptera, Culicidae.